AUGAACAUCUGCAACAAGCCCUCUAACAAGACAGCCCCUGAGAAGAAUGUGUGGACCGCACCUGCACAGGCCAGCGGACCCUCCCCGGAGCUGCAGGGCCAGCGGUCCCGCCGGAAUGGGUGGAGCUGGCCCCCGCACCCACUCCAGAUUAUGGCCUGGCUGCUGUACCUCUUCUUUGCUGUGAUUGGCUUUGGGGUCCUAGUUCCCCUCCUGCCUCACCACUGGGUGCCUGCUGGCUAUGCUUGCAUGGGCGCCAUCUUUGCUGGCCACCUCGUGGUGCACCUGACUGCUGUUUCCAUCGAUCCAGCAGAUGCCAAUGUGCGGGACAAGAGCUAUGCAGGGCCUCUGCCCAUCUUCAACCGCAGCCAACAUGCACACGUCAUUGAAGACCUACACUGCAACUUGUGCGACGUGGAUGUGAGUGCGCGUUCCAAGCACUGCAGCGCCUGCAACAAAUGCGUGUGCGGCUUUGACCACCACUGCAAGUGGCUCAACAACUGUGUGGGCGAGAGGAACUACCGGCUCUUUCUACACAGUGUGGCAUCCGCCUUGCUGGGCGUCCUGCUCCUCGUGCUGGUGGCCACUUAUGUCUUUGUGGAGUUCUUUGUCAACCCCAUGCGGCUGCGUACCAACCGCCACUUUGAAGUCCUAAAGAAUCACACAGAUGUGUGGUUCAUGUUCCUGCCUGCCGCCCCUGUGGAGACGCAGGCUCCUGCCAUCCUGGCUCUGGCUGCCCUACUCAUCCUUCUGGGCCUGCUCUCCACAGCCCUGCUUGGCCACCUUCUCUGCUUCCACAUUUAUCUCAUGUGGCACAAGCUCACCACCUAUGAGUACAUUGUGCAGCAUCGUCCACCACAGGAGGCAAAGGGGGCCCACAGGGAGCUCGAGUCAUGUCCCCUGAAGAUGCGGCCUAUUCAGGAGAUGGAGCUCUACAUGCGGACCUUCAGCCAUGUGCGCCCAGAGCCCUCUGGCCAGGCCAGGCCUGCUGAAGUGAAUGCCAAUCCCUCCCGAUUCCUUGCCACCCGCGGCCAAGUGGAGCCUCCACCGCCCUCCUCCCCAGAGACUCUCGCUCUGCCCCCCCGGAUACGACCCCAGAAAAAGAGGAAGCGGCGCAUGUAUAAGGUACCGACCUCUGGGACCUUGGACCGAGAGCCCCAGUUGCCCAGGCUGCCGGGGCCCCGGACCCCCGGCCGCCGCUCCAGCUCGUCGUCGGAUUCCGCGGACGCCAGCACUGCAGGAGUCUAUCACUCGGCGUCUGCCGAGUCCCUGGACGAGAUCCCAGUGGCUCAGACGCGCCUAGGCAGCGCCGCUCUGGCCUCCCCGGUGGGUAGGCCCCGAGAGCCCGGGCUGGCGCUGCAGGCACGUGCGCCCGCUGUUUUCGUGAGCCCGAGCAGCGGCGAGCCCCGCGCGCGGGGCGGCUCCGAGGCUGAUCUGGCUUAG
Messenger RNA from Rangifer tarandus platyrhynchus (Svalbard reindeer), 1440 nucleotides. The record is from the annotation of a GenBank genome assembly. Lineage: Eukaryota; Metazoa; Chordata; Mammalia; Artiodactyla; Cervidae.